This is a messenger RNA of Darwinula stevensoni, 915 nucleotides long. NCBI's taxonomy places the organism in Eukaryota, Metazoa, Arthropoda, Ostracoda, Podocopida, Darwinulidae. The record is from the annotation of a GenBank genome assembly.
AUGAAGCAACGAAUGAAAUGGACCGGCUCAGACGAGGAAGCAGAGAAAGCCGUCAGGAGCAAGUUACUUCUGCGUCUCGCUCGUCUGGAACCACGACGCAACGCCGAACGAGAGCGAGUCGCCCGCUCCCCGCGAGGACUGCGAUCGGAAUGGCCUGAGCGAAUCGCGUUUCUUCAGUCUACAAAUGCUGAUGAGUAUUAUGCUGUUGAUCUGUUUAGGCUGAGUGAUAUCAUGGCAGGGAGAAGUCAGAGCCCAGGAGCCGAAAGUGUAUCAAAGGCAGAAGAAGCUGGAAAAGAGGAUGAACUUGCAGCUGAUUAUGUAGAUGAGGAUGGUUUGAAAAAGGCCGAGGAGGGAUGGACGGAUGAGGAGAAAGAAGAGCAUCACCAGGCUGCAUUGAGACUCAAAGAGGAAGGGAAUGCCACUUUCAAAGAAUUGAAGUACGAGGAAGCUCGACUCUUCUACACCGAGGCAUUGAAGAAGUGUCCCACGUGUUGUCCUAAAGACAGAGCCGUGUUGUAUCACAACCGUGCCGUGAUGAAGACGUACCUCAAGUUCCCAGAUGCGGCCAUUGACGAUCUCUCGCAGGCGCUCAAGUACGAUCCAACGUACACCAAGGCUCUUCUUCGACGUGCUGCCAUCUUCGAAGAGUCUGAUAGACUGGAUGAAGCUCUUAAAGAUUAUCAGCAAUUGUGUGAAUUGGAUCCAUCAAACCGGACCGGGAGGGAGGCACUCAUUCGACUCCCACCUCUCGUUCAAGAAAAGAAUGAAAAACUCAAAGCUGAAAUGUUGGAUAAACUCAAAGACCUUGGAAAUAUGGUCCUGAAGCCAUUUGGUCUUUCAACAGAGAACUUUAAUGUGGCAAAAGAUCCACAAACAGGAAAUUAUUCUAUUAAUUUCCAGAAUUCUUCUUCGUGA